CUUAGUCCAUAGCCAUAUAUAGUGUGAGUAUCUUUUAUGAUCCUUUUUUUUGGCUAGAGCGAACAGGGAAUGUGAGUCAACAUUUCAGCCUUUCUCAGGAAGCCAAGAAAGUCAACGUGUUUGUGCACACAUCUACACACUUGCUCCUGCUGGCUGGAUUAUAGCGUGUGUUUGAGAGAGGUGCGCUGCGCUGCCUGCGAGUUGGACCGGACAAUCCCGCAAUCUCUCUGCUUGGAGGAGAAUGCGGCGCUGGUGCUGAAACACACACACACACACACGCAUUCAUACCCAUUGAGGAUGGCCACCGCUGUGUUUCAGGUAUCAUCCUCCUGCGUUCCUGUUGCCAACUAUGAACUGGCCCCCAGCAUUGACCUCCCACUGAAACAUAUAGAGACCACAGGCUCAACCAAAUCCUCCAAGAGCAUGGAGUCUCGACGCAGACCAUCCAGGAGCUUGAGUCUGAUCCAGGCCAUGGAGGAAAACUAUGAGGUGGACCUGGUCUACAUCACAGAGCGCAUCAUUUCUGUGAGCUUCCCCAGUAAUGUAGAAGAGCCGAGCUACAGCGCUAACAUAAAGGAGGUCGCCACCAUGCUACGCUCCAAACAUGGUGACAACUACUUGCUCUUCAACCUCAGUGAAAAGCGAUAUGAUAUUGGAAACACGAGGCGAUGGCUUGAUGGUGGAAAUGUUCACUCAUUCAGAAAGAACACAACUGGAAACCGAGGUCGAACGGGGGUAGUUGUAGCUGCGUACAUGCAUUACAGCAACAUAUCAGCGAGUGCAGACCAGGCUCUGGACAGGUUUGCCAUGAAGCGGUUUUAUGAAGAUAAAGUGCUUCCUGUGGGUCAGCCCUCCCAGAGAAGGUAUGUGCAGUACUUCAGCGGUCUGCUCUCCGGCCAUAUCAAGAUCAACAACAAGCCCCUGUUUCUGCACCACGUCAUCAUGCACGGGAUCCCAAACUUCGAGUCCAAAGGAGGUUGCCGCCCUUUCCUUAAGAUCUACCAGGCUAUGCAGCCCGUCUACACAUCUGGGAUCUAUAACGUCCAAGGAGACAGUCAGACCAGUAUCUGCAUCACCAUUGAACCCGGCCUGCUUCUGAAAGGAGACAUUCUGCUCAAGUGUUAUCACAAACGCUUCCGCAGCCCGUCCCGUGAUGUCAUCUUCAGAGUGCAGUUUCACACCUGUGCUGUUCAUGAUCUGGGCAUCAUCUUCGGCAAAGAUGAGCUUGAUGAAACAUUUAAAGAUGACAGAUUUCCUGAAUACGGAAAAGUGGAAUUUGUCUUUUCUUUCGGCCCAGAAAAAAUCCAAGGAACGGACCACCUUGAGAACGGGCCCAGUGUUUCUGUGGACUACAAUACCCAAGAUCCUCUGAUUCGCUGGGAUUCUUACGAGAACUUCAACGAGCGCUGUGAAGAUUCAGUGGAGGACGUUAUUCACACACAAGGUCCAUUGGAUGGUAGUCUCUACGCUAAGGUUCGGAAGAAAGAGUCUCUUGAGGGAGGGGUCACAACCAAUGGUGUCCCAGCCACUGUCGAUCACACUUUACCUGCUGUAGACCCCACUCUACCACCAGUUGACCACGCCUUGUCUGUAAGCAGUGACUCUGGCAAUUCCACUGCUUCCAUCAAAACCGACCGCACGGAUGAAGCCAGCCAUCAGCUGGCCUUGGUGAGUCAGCCGUCCUCCCAGCCCCUUAGCCCAGAGGAAAAACAGGAGCUGGACCAGUUGCUCAGUGGUUUGGAAGCACCAAUGCAUCGCACAGGUUACCAAAACAGCUCUGGCAGCGUAGGCGGUGGAGUCCUACACCUUGUCCCCGCCCAGGUUCAUGUCAAUGGACACAACAACAUAGACCGUGAGACAGAUAUCCUCGAUGAUGACCUGCCCAACAGUCAGGAAGGGAACAGUGUGGACAGUCUCGGAACCAUCUCAUCUUUUGAGGGCAGAGCCACUCCAGCAGAUCUAUACUAUCAGUCAGAGACGGUCAUCAAUGGACAAGAUGCACAACAUGACUUGGAGAAGGGCGUCCAUGAGAAAAUACCAGAGCCCAAAGUCCACAGCUCCUCAUCUGUCCAAGAGCACUUAAGAUCAUCUAGUGACUAUGCCAACCAGAAUGGCAACAUCUACCGAUCUCAAUCAUUAGGGGCAACCCCGACCACAGAGCAGAAUUACAUGCCCAAAGCUCCCACACGCACGACCAGCAGUAGGGAUGCAGUGCAGAGGGGACUGAAUGUGUGGCAACAAUAUGGUGUUCCUGAGGUCCCUGUCACAGAUGGGGUCACCUUCAACCCUGUAUUGCAAUCCCACAGCCUUCCGGAGUUUCCUCACAUGGCAUCUCAGCAAGACAUUGAACAGUCCAUUGAAGCACUCAACAUGCUGAUGCAGGACCUUGACCCAGCACUUACUCAAGUCCCCAAGUCCCAUAGUGCCCCAUCUGGAGACGAUGGAGUGGUCACCACCCAACCAUCUUUUUCUCAAACCCAAGCACGGCCGUCCUACCAAGCUGACGCAGCCAUUCAUGGCAGUGGUGGAGUCUCUUCGGGGGGAUACCCUUCGACCUUUCAACAGGUAGCCACAGAGCCUCCACAACCCACCAUGAACCAGCAGAGACCCACAGCCAUAUCCCAGCAUGCUGCAUUCCUUUCAAAGGCAGAAGGUCAGGCUCCAAUGUCCCAGUCCACAGUGCCUUCCUCCGCCUUUGGAGUUCUCCAUUUGAAACCCCUCAACAUUUACCCCUCAAGUACCACGUCCCAGGCCCCUGAGCCCCAGGAGAGCCAGCGUAGCUAUUCUGCCUCCUCAUCCCCUCUGCCUAAAGAGUCUGAACCGGAAGAUGCCAACUACAAAUUGGAUGGUCUUGUAGCUCACCGUGUAGCUGGAGUUCAGUCUGGUGAAAUGUCACCAGAUGAGACUUCAGUUCCUGGACGGUGCCGGACCAUCAGUGAGGACCUUUCCCAAGAUGAGAGCCUAACCCGAGGAAGCUCGGUCCGCUCCCCCAUCCGCUGCAUCUCACCCGAGCUGGCCAAUACGAUUGCUAUGAACCCUGGGGGGCGGCCCAAGGAGAGACACAUGCACAGCUACAGAGAAGCAUUUGAGGAAAUGGAUGGGGGUCCCGUCAGCCCCCCUCCGAUCGCUGGUGGUGAGGCCCUACCCCAAACCCCUGCCUUCCCUGUCUCGCCACAAACCCCUUACUUCAAUCUGAGUCGAUCUCCUCCAGGACUGGCUAAAACACCACUGUCCUUCCUGGGCUUGAAGCCCCACAACCCUGCUGAGAUACUGCUCAACCAGACAGGCUCAGAGCAGCAUAUUAAACUAAUCCCACAUUACAUCUGCUUAAUAAAGUGCAUAUUUCAUUUCCCAGAUGGAAGUCCAGAGACCAGGCUGCACGUGAAGUUUGUCCAGGACACGUCCAAAUUCUGGUAUAAACCAGAUAUCUCCAGAGACCAAGCGAUCAGCAUGCUGAAAGAUCAAGAGCCUGGAGCCUUUGUCAUUCGGGACAGUCAUUCAUUCAGAGGGGCCUACGGCUUGGCCAUGAAAGUUGCCUCACCACCUCCGACCCUGCAACCUACAAAGAAAGCUGGAGAUGUCACUAAUGAGCUGGUGAGACAUUUCUUGAUUGAGACGAGUCCGAAAGGCGUGAGACUGAAGGGCUGCCCUAACGAGCUGUACUUUGGCUGCCUGUCUGCACUGGUCUACCAGCACUCAAUCACUCCUCUGUCUCUACCCUGCAAACUAGUCAUACCAACCAGAGAUCCUCUAGAGGAGUCACCUGAGAUCGCUACACCAACUAACCCGGCGGCAGAGAUGCUCAAACAGGGUGCAGGGCAGAAGAGUUCAUCUGACUCCCAUGGUAAACCCAGUGAUGCUCUGCGCAUUCUUAUUCAUUUAUCUGUGUCAUUGUGUUUAACCUGACUUUGACUGCCGUGUCUAGAGAGAGAACCGCACUCUUCUUUUACUACUGUCUGUGCAUGUGAUGGUCCAGACCUCCAGAAGCACCUUCACCUGUCUGUUAAAAACUGUUCGGCUGCUGUGUUUUAAGCUUUUUGUCAAGGCCUCGAUUGCAUUUCAAGAACACCUUUCUAAAUGAAUGUGGCAUGUUCUUUCAUGACUGAUGUUAGAUUACUAUGCAUGGAUCUACUGAUAGAUGAUGCCAGUGUUUCUCAAUUUCUUUUCAGCUCCGCCUUUGAGAGAAAAAAAAUUACGAAUUAUGAAUACUAAUCAAUUGUUGCCACAUUUUGGUAAAGUACAUAAAACUGUUGAACUGUAGAUGAAGUUAUUUUAAAAAACCAUUACCUGCAUUUUCUUUCUAUAGUCUUAUGAUAUGUCUUUCUAGUAAUAAAA
This is a messenger RNA of Sinocyclocheilus grahami, 4335 nucleotides long. Its product is annotated as tensin-3-like. Lineage: Eukaryota; Metazoa; Chordata; Actinopteri; Cypriniformes; Cyprinidae. The transcript has 26 exons. The coding region runs from base 298 to 3906 and encodes 1202 amino acids. Gene Ontology annotation, cellular component: focal adhesion. The record is from RefSeq and is a predicted model, not a curated record. Gene Ontology annotation, biological process: fibroblast migration.